This is a messenger RNA of Leucoraja erinaceus (little skate), 3340 nucleotides long. Its product is annotated as paired box protein Pax-8-like. Lineage: Eukaryota; Metazoa; Chordata; Chondrichthyes; Rajiformes; Rajidae. Gene Ontology annotation, molecular function: RNA polymerase II cis-regulatory region sequence-specific DNA binding; DNA-binding transcription factor activity, RNA polymerase II-specific. The transcript is spliced from 11 exons. Gene Ontology annotation, biological process: anatomical structure development; regulation of transcription by RNA polymerase II. Bases 489 to 1670 code for a protein of 393 amino acids. The record is from RefSeq and is a predicted model, not a curated record.
AACAUCGGAACGGGCCGCCUCGGAGAAGCGGUGAAGUUGCGCUUUGCUGAGCCUGUGUCUUUAAAGCUCCCGGGUUAGUGGAGCAUGGCAGAGAUACACUCCCCCUUGCAUAGACCCAGAGCCCAGAGAACACCAAUCGCAGCCGCUGCUGCCCGGGCAGCUCGUCCCUUCUCCAUCGCCUUGUGGAUAAAACCCACACAAACACAAGUUGGACACGGGCACCGGCUGAAUACAACUGCUUUUGAGUAAAGGUCCGAUUGAUUCCUACUGGCAGAGAGAGCGACAGAGAGACUGGGCGUUGACUGGAUUACAGAUAUGAGUGGGUUCACACUGGCAGCAGAUCUUUAGAGUAACUGCACUUUGUUCUACACCCGCCACCACUGGAGCCUGUAAUUCUGGCCGACCCUGUUUAUAGGCACCGUCUCUCCGUGUCUAACCUGCCCGGAGGACAACGUCCAAACAUCCUCACCUUGAAAGAGUAGCGAGGAAUGUUCCAUAGCGCAGGGCGCUCAGGUACCUUUCAACACGGACACGGUGGAAUCAAUCAACUCGGAGGCAUGUUUGUGAAUGGGAGACCGCUUCCCGAUGUGGUGAGGCAGAGGAUUGUCGACCUUGCACACCAAGGGGUGCGGCCUUGUGACAUCUCACGCCAGCUCAGGGUCAGUCACGGGUGUGUCAGCAAAAUCCUUGGCAGGUACUAUGAAACGGGCAGCAUCAUGCCAGGAGUCAUCGGGGGCUCAAAGCCAAAGGUUGCCACGCCAACAGUGGUGGAGAAGAUAGCUGAGUACAAGCGGCAGAACCCGACAAUGUUUGCGUGGGAGAUCAGAGACAGGCUGCUGGCAGAAGGAGUGUGUAAUAAUGAUACUGUGCCCAGCGUCAGCUCCAUAAACAGAAUUAUAAGAACCAAAGUUCAACAGCCAUUUCAUCUACCUCUUGAAGACCAUUCUGGGACGAGACUGAGUCCAGGCCACACUUUGGUGCCCAAUUCGACGGUGACACCCCCAGAGUCUCCACCACCCAGCGACUCCCUGGGCUCAUCGUACUCUAUCAAUGGUCUCCUUGGGAUUGUACAGUCCAGUAACGAAACCAAAAGGAAACUUGCAGAAAGUGAGGAUGAUAUUUGUGUGAUCAGCGCUGACUCCCAGAGGGGUAGUGGAGGUCCUCGGAAGCAACUCCGUACUGAAGCGUUUGCCCAGCAGCUCGAAGCCCUGGACUGUGCCUUUGAACGGCAACAUUAUGCAGACGUCUUUGCAUCUGGCAGCCACAACAAGGGAGAGCAGGCUCCCCUGUAUCCACUUUCAUCUUUAAACAAUGGAAUGGAUGAAAGAAAACCAAGUUUGCCUUCUUCUGUCACUCCACUCGGCAGGAAUAUAUCUGGGUCACAUGGAUACUCGAUGGUGACAGGGCGUGAAAUGAUGAGCUCCACACUGCCAGGAUAUCCCCCUCACAUUCCUGCAAACAGCCAAGCCAGUUACACAUCAUCUGCCAUAGCUGGGAUGGUGACGGGAAAUGAAUAUUCAGGAGGCCCUUACACUCACUCCCACUACACAUCCUAUAACGACGCCUGGCGUUUUACCAACUCUGGAUUAAUAAGCUCCCCUUAUUAUUAUAGUUCCACGCCAAGGACCAGCACACCGCCCACUGCUGCCACUGCAUAUGACCACCUCUAGUUCCCACAGCAACCAGGGAACUGUGCCGAGCCAAGCCCUGGGGAAUCAUGUGCUCUCAGUCUAAUUGAUUUCAACACAAAGCAAUGUGGAAAACUCUAUUUAUGAAUGAAAUUGGAAGGACGGGCAAUAAUUUCACCACCGGAUGUUUUUCAUAACAUCCACACAUGAACCGCAGUGAAUCGCAUUCCUACUCUGGAUUUGCAGAGAAUUCUCAAGAACUGAAAGCCAUAACCAAUGGCUAGAUAGAAAUUGCUUUUGAACAGUAAGGAAAGCAAAUGCACUAUUAGUAUUGUAAAUUAUACAUGGACUUUUGCAAAAUACACUCAAUAUGGGCCACAGACAUUGUGUAUACAAGGCUCUAAUAGGCUCAUUAUGUGACUUUAAUUGUGAGUUGGGGAAUGCAUUGGAGAUCUUUGCCCAGUUACACGAGGACUACAUUUAACAGAAUGUUACAACAGACGGCUCCUGCAGACAAGAAAGAGAACUUCUGGAAAUGACACAAAGCUUUACAGAAUGAACAGCUGGCAAUUUUCAUUGCAGACUGAGCAAGAGAUGUAUUGUACCAGAAUGUUAAACUGAAGCAUUAUUACAAACCCCACCACUCAGCACAAGACCAUGACAAGGAAACAGAGACUUCGACCAAUCAAAUGUUUCUUUCUCAAACAUUCUUUACUGAGUUGAGGCAUAUUCUCAGCAUUUCUAACACUGUUUAAGACUUUACAACAAAAAAUAUGAAAUGUUUAGAGGCACUGGUAGCAACAAAGAGAAUUUGUUUUAAAAUUUCACCGUGAAGAUUCAGCUUGUUUGAACCACUCAUUCUGCUUGCAUUUGACCUUUCAAAAAUCACCAAAAUAACAGGAUGGACAAAAUAAAAAUCAAUAAAUGCAUUAAGAUUAGUUUACCUUUGUAUACCAUGUUCAAGAUAAAUCUAUUCAAUUUUAUGUUGUUGAAAUUGCGUGAUUCUUAGCUUAUGUAGCCCACAUUUCUCACCUGUCAGAAUUACGUUUGUUAUGAAGGAUAUUGAUUUCAGACAGGUGAUGAAGUGAUCAAUACAUAACUCAACUCCCACAGACAGACAGAUGGGUCUUGAAGGAUCUAGAACAACCCAUGUCCAAUUCCAGUUUUACAUCCCAUUCACUUUGGAAGGACCUGCCCAAGAUGCACAGGCCUGGGGUUUUUCAUAUGCUAUGUAUGUAUGUAAACUAUGAAACUAUCAAAAGAAAAAUAUUUUAAUUCAGUGUAGCAUGAUUUCAAAUCUAGGAAAUAAAAUGUGCUGACUGUAGAAAUUACACGAGAACUUAUUUUAUGAUAUUCCUGCUGUCUAUACGAGUAUAUAAUCUACAACAAGAACUAGGCCAGGCUGGUGGAAGUAAAGUACCAAGUACUGGCUGCUGCUGGGAUUAUAACAGCACAAGUAUUUCAGUUCUGUGUAUUUCCAUAGAAUGUUUUCUAGCUUUGGAAUACAAAACAAAUAUUGAUCCAAUAUCUAUUAAACUAUAGAUUAAAAAUUGAGUUCUGAUAAAUUUGAAAAUUCACCAUAAAAAUCCCCACGUUUGCAUGUUAGUAUUAAAGGACUACUUUGAUUGUAUAAGCACUAAACAUUGUAAACAUUCACAAGUUAUAGGAGUAGAAUUAGGCCAUUCGGCCCAUCAAGUCCACUCCACCAGUCA